AUGGCUAUUGUUGCUUCUUCUUCUUCUUCUGCUGUCGUGAUCAACAAUGAAGUCUUUAUCAGUUUCAGAGGGGACACUCGUAAGAACUUCACUAGUCAUCUUUACUCUGCCUUAUGCCGGAAACACAUUCGGACCUACAAAGAUGAUCCGAAUCUGGAGAGAGGAGAUAAAAUUUCACCUGUACUUUCGAGAGCAAUUGAGGAAUCGAAGAUUUCAAUAGUCGUCUUCUCGAAAGAGUAUGCUUCUUCUAGAUGGUGCUUGGAUGAGCUCGUGCACAUUCUCAGAUGCAAGAAUGAAAGAGGUCAGAUUGUUUUACCCGUCUUUUACAACAUCGAUCCGUCGGAUAUUAGAAAACAGAAGGGAAGUUAUGCUAUUGCCUUUGCCGCACACGAAGAAUGUUUCGAGCCGAACAAAGUGAUGGAGUGGAGAAAUGCUUUGACUGCUGCAGCUGAUCUAUCUGGCUUUCAUUCAAAAGAUGAGUAUGAGUCGGAAUUAAUUGAGAAGAUUGUGGAAGAUAUAUGGAGAAAAUUAAAUCGUUUGCCACAAAUUGCUAUGGAUUCUAAGGGUCUUGUUGGAAUAGAUGAAUGCCUUGAGGAAAUUGAAUCAUUGCUAUGCAAACCAAAUCAUCGUGGCAUAGGCCUUUGGGGGAUGGGUGGUAUAGGCAAGACUACUUUGGCUCGCGCUAUUUUCAAUCGGUACUUUUAUCAAUUUAAAAGUCACUGCUUUCUUGAAAAUGUUAGAGAAAAUACGCAGAAAUAUGGACUGGCUCAUCUAGAAAUCAAAUUGUUUUCAACGCUAUUGGAUCUAAGAAAUCUAGAAACAGUCGACCACUUUGUGAGAAAUAGACUCAUAGGUAAAAAAGUACUGAUUGUUCUUGAUGAUAUUGAUGAUAUAGACCAGCUGGAGAAAUUGAUUGGAGAUGGUAGUUGGUUUGGUGAGGGAAGUAAAAUCAUCAUAACAACAAGAGACAAACAAGUGAUUUUGAGUGCUGACAAGGAAGUAUAUGAAGUUAAACAAUUAGAUUUUGAGAAAGCACUUCAACUCUUUCAGUUCAAUGCCUUUAGAACAAAGCCUUCCACGACAUUUUUGGAGCUGUCAAGAGCGUUACUAGAUCUAAGUAACUGCAAUAUAGUAGAAAUUCCAGUUUGGCUGAGCCUUUUAUCCUCGUUAACUGAAUUAGAUCUAAGCGGGAACCCAUUUGAGAAUAUACCAUCAAGCAUCAUACAACUUCAUCGGCUGAACACACUUGGCAUUGACAAUUGCAAGAAGCUCCGAUCUUUGCCACAACUUCCAUCGUCUGUUAGCUUUCUUAAUGCAAGUGGGUGUACUUCUCUGGAGACAAUAUCAAGUUCCGGGUGCUAUGGAUUCAACAUGCGGCAUGAAGAAGCACGUCAUGAAAUUAACGUAUGUUAUCCGGGAAAUGAAAUUCCAAAGUGGUUCAGGCAUCAAGAUGAGGGAAUUUCAACAACUAUGAAGCUUCCCCAUGGUUGGCAUAAUUCUAAUUUGAUGGGUUUUGCCAUUUGCAUUGUUGGUCCAAUAAUCCCAGAUUGGAGUUGGGUUGGUAUAUGCAUGCAAAUGAUUGAUUAUGUGAUUGAGGAGAAGGAAUCAGCUGCUAUCAAGAAUGACUCUGCUAUUAUCUAUCUAGGAACCGGAGCAAUCGAAGGAAUAUACCUUGACAUGUUUAAGAUUGAUGAUGAUCUACACUUGGAACCUACGGUUUUCGACAAGAUGCAUAGACAGAGAUUGCUCAAGAUAUACGAUCAUUUCUAUGAUCAUAAAUUCAAAAUAUAUCUUACACAAGGUUUGGAGUUUCUCCCUCCUUCCCUAAGAUAUCUUUGCUGGUAUAACUACCCAUUAAAAUCUUUGCCAUCAAAUUAUAAGGGGAAAAAUCUUGUUGAACUUGACAUACCCUGUAGCGAGCUAAAGCAACUUUGGAGUGGUGCACAGUUUAUAGAUAUCCUUGUGACGGCCCUCCUAUGA
Messenger RNA from Morus notabilis, 1980 nucleotides. RefSeq names its product TMV resistance protein N. The coding region runs from base 1 to 1980 and encodes 659 amino acids. Lineage: Eukaryota; Viridiplantae; Streptophyta; Magnoliopsida; Rosales; Moraceae. The record is from RefSeq and is a predicted model, not a curated record. Gene Ontology annotation, biological process: signal transduction; defense response. The transcript has 7 exons. Gene Ontology annotation, molecular function: protein binding; ADP binding.